Molecule: messenger RNA, 1195 nt
Organism: Tachysurus fulvidraco (yellow catfish)
Lineage: Eukaryota; Metazoa; Chordata; Actinopteri; Siluriformes; Bagridae
Product: ly6/PLAUR domain-containing protein 1-like
Exons: 3
Coding region: 480-917 (145 amino acids)
Biological process (GO): acetylcholine receptor signaling pathway
Molecular function (GO): acetylcholine receptor inhibitor activity
Source: RefSeq, a predicted model, not a curated record
UAUGAGUGUGUGUGUGUGUGUGUUUGUGUGUGUGUGUGUGUGUGUGUGUAUAUGUGUGUGUGUGUGUGUGUGUGUGUGUGUGUUUAACUCCUGAUCUGUACUUUAAUGUUUCAUUCAUCUCUUUCUCUCCCUCUAUUUUGUGAGCUUCGUCCUUUACUCUUUCUUUUAUCAAUUCAAUUCAAGCAAUCUCAGUUUUUCCUCCCUCUCUCUCUCUCUCUCUCUCUCUCUCUCUCCCUUCCUCCCCCCCCCCCCUCUCUCUCUCUCUCUGUGCAUCCCUCUUCCAGCCCCCUCCCUCCCUCAGUGUUCUCUACCUCCUGUUUCAGGUCUCUGUUCUCUGACUCUCCAGUCAGUUAGACAGACCUGCAUCUUCCUUCUUCUCUCUCUCUCUCUCUCUCUCUCCGUCUCUCUGAGAAGAUGAACAGAUGACUGUCUCUAUGUAAGAACGGAGGAGAAGAAUCGUUUGAUGGAUUUAAAGGAAAAUGCGAGCGUUGUGUGUCUUCACCUGUCUGAGUGUCUGCGUCUUCACUUCAGUUUGUCCUUUACAGAUGCAGUGUUAUCAGUGUGAGGAGACGCAGCUGAAUGAUGACUGUUCCUCAGCGACCUUCAUCAGGAACUGUACAGCGAACAUUCAGGACGCCUGUCAGAAGGAGGUGAUGGAGAACACACACGGUGUGUUCUACCGGAAGGCGUGUGCGUCCUACACCACGUGUCUCAUCGCCUCAGCAGGAUAUCAGCGCUUCUGUUCUCCAGGUCGUAUUGGCUCUGUGUGCAUCAGCUGCUGUAACACCCCGUUGUGUAACGGGCCACGCCCACCACACACACACUCCACAGCAUACACACACACCUACACACACAGCCAUCACCUGCUCUACAUCCUCACGCUGUCUGCCAUGGCAACAACCACCCUCACACCCUGAGAGUUGGAGCUGAAACCCAAACUGGACAAAACUUUAAAGGACACGUUUGCAGCUGGAGGAAAUAAAUAAUGAAUAAAGUUACACACUGUUGGUGAUGAGGUUCAAAACUACGUGCUAAAUAAGAUCAAAGUUUUAAUAAAGAUACAAUUUAACAGUAUUGAUGUGAUUCAUGACUGACACAAUGGGGGGAAUUGUGAUUAUAGUGUGUGUGAUUGUAGUGUGUGUGUGUGUGUGUGUGUGUGUGUGUGUGAUUAUAGUGUGUGUGAUUGUAGUGUGUG